Neoarthrinium moseri is the source of this 1323-nucleotide messenger RNA. RefSeq lists its product as uncharacterized. Gene Ontology annotation, cellular component: fungal-type cell wall; cytoplasm. The coding region runs from base 1 to 1323 and encodes 440 amino acids. The record is from RefSeq and is a predicted model, not a curated record. The transcript has 4 exons. Gene Ontology annotation, biological process: fungal-type cell wall (1->3)-beta-D-glucan biosynthetic process. Gene Ontology annotation, molecular function: 1,3-beta-glucanosyltransferase activity. Lineage: Eukaryota; Fungi; Ascomycota; Sordariomycetes; Amphisphaeriales; Apiosporaceae.
AUGUCUGAUUCCGCAAUACCAGUCCAGGUCCGCGGGCGAUACUUCUGGAAAGGCGAUGAACGAUUCCUUCUACGUGGAGUGGUGUACCAGAUGAAAGGAGCAAGGCCAAACGGUCACAGCCCAACCCAGGAUCCUCUCGGUGAUGAUAUGCUUGAAGACCUCAAACGAAGUCUGCCUUUACUCGAAGAACUUCGGCUGAAUACCUUGUUCGUCUGUACGUUGUUGUUUCCUUUCAUGUGGAGUACCGCUUACACUCCAAGGGAAGAUUCCAUUGACCACACGAAAAGUCAUGAGAAGACUAUGAAACUACUGGCGGAUGCUGGGAUUUACGUGAUCUUUGUAGGUUUGCUAAUUUCGGAUGACGAUGCUGAAGAUGAUCUGACCAUGCAGUGCCUGUCCACACCACGAUGCUGCAUCAAUAGAAGCGCGCCGUUUGAGUCGUACACGCAAGACCUCCUUCAGGAGUACUUCUCCACUAUUGACUGCAUUUCGGCCUAUUCUAAUACGCUAGGAGCCAUCUUGGCGAACGAGGUGAUAAAUUCUGUAAGAAACACCAACGCUGCGGCGAUCAUCAGAGCUGUGACGCGUGACGUGAAGAAGUACAUGGCCUUAGCAGCCGAGGUCUACAAUCAAAGGAUUAUUCCUGUUGGAAUCAGCUCGUCAAAGAUUCUCACCGUGUUUCAAUCAGAGUUCGACUAUUUGUCCGGCGGUGACCAAAAAGAAGCCUUGGACUUCUUUAGCUUCAAUGACUAUUCUUGGUGCGGAGAGUCCUCGAUGAUGAUUUCGGGUUAUGAUAGGCUCGUCGAUCGGUUCUCCAAAGCACAUAUACCAGUCUUUUUCUCGGAGUACGGAGCGAACGUGACAAGACCCCGUUUGUUUCAUGAGACGAGUGCAAUCUACUCCCCAGAAAUGACCAAUGUAUUUUCCGGGGGUAUUGUAUACGAGUUUAUUGAAGGUCUCAACAGAUACGGCUUGGUACGGAUAGCUGAGGGCGGCCAACUGGAACCACUACAAGAUUUUCACAACCUCAAAGUUGGUCUCAACAUGUGUUGCAAUGUCCAGCCAAACACCUCGGUGGAAUGGUCGAGCAGUUCUAACACGGCAUCCAUGGCGCCCAAGAUGCCACAAGUCAGCUCCGACUGGCGAGCGAAGCCAGAUAUACCUGAGAGCCCUGUAGAUUGGGAAGAGGCCCGCAAGCAGAUCGAAGAUGGCCAAUGGAUAGAUGUAGAGCGUGAGAUCCGGGCUUUUGAAAUGGAAGAGCUGGCGAAUUCAAUGUGGGGGAGGUUCCAACUCGAUGGGACGGGGCCGCACUGGAGUCAGUAG